Molecule: messenger RNA, 5337 nt
Organism: Filobasidium floriforme
Lineage: Eukaryota; Fungi; Basidiomycota; Tremellomycetes; Filobasidiales; Filobasidiaceae
Product: Golgi CORVET complex core vacuolar protein 8-domain-containing protein
Exons: 5
Coding region: 278-5071 (1597 amino acids)
Biological process (GO): protein targeting to vacuole; endosomal vesicle fusion
Cellular component (GO): HOPS complex; late endosome
Molecular function (GO): protein binding
Source: RefSeq, a predicted model, not a curated record
GAGGAGAUCAUGCACGUCCGACCCGAGAACAAGGUCCGGGUCCACUGUUUCGCUUCCGCGCAUCGUUGAACGUCAUGUCAUGUUGUGCACCUUCGGCCUCUACCGACGUGAUUGAUCGUGCAUGUACUAAACUACUGUACUACUGUAUACGUGACCGACCAUCUCAGUCAGCUUGUUGUAGGAUAAAUACACUUUCUGGAACAUUGAUAUACAGGAGCAAGGUAGCCUUGUCAAUCGAUCAUCGAUAUAGCCCGGCUGCUUGGACGCUCAUAUCGGGAUGGACCAUCCGCUUGCGUCCUCCGCAGCUGGCUCCGGGGACUCUGCAAGGGAUGGCGUCGAACACGAUGGAGAGCGGAUUGCGACGCCUACGGAUGGCGAUGUGAUGGGCUCUGGACCAUGGGCACAACGUCAUAUGGCCGAUCGACCCCCCUACGGCUUUCAGGCGAGUUCCGAGGUGGCGCCAGAACAAGACUAUCAGACGCGAUUGAGCCGUUUGCUAGAUGACGAUGAUGAUAUCGGUCAGGAGCGUGAAGCAGGUCACGAAUGGGCGAACUAUGACCGCGAGUUGUCGGAUAGACCUGUGCCUCUCAAUGUUGAGGAUGUUGGGUACUUUGAUGAGUCGGGAAUACAUGAUCCGUCCUCGUGGGCUCGAGACGAUUAUCAUAGCAUCCCCGUCACACCGCGGCAAGAAUCUUUACCUCGAGCUCCUGCCACCCUAGGGAGACCAGCCGAGACUUGGAAUAGAAAGGACCUUGACGUGGAAUCCCCCGCACGGUCGGCAUAUCGUCGGCCUUCCUAUCUACACCCUAGCAUCUCUCGACUGCGGGCUCACGAUAGAAAGGUCUCGACAUCCACCACGGGUACCAACGCGAAUCCGUUUGGCCUAUCGCCGUCCAAGCUCGGUCACGAUCGGGCACCAUCUACAGCGAGUCGCCGUUCAGCUAUCAGCAGGAAAUCGUCAUUGAUGGGUCCGCUCGUUUCGAAUGACAAUUUCGAAAGAGCUGUCGAUACGGAAGGAGAUAGCGAGAGGCCGCCAUCGAUGUACGAGGGCAAUAGCGUCACUAGCGGUAUACCGAUACAGGCGGAAGAGUAUCGCAAUCGGACAGCUUUCACCUUCCAGACCAUGAGGACCGCUACCGAUGUUCUGUGGCCUUCUACAAAAGAUGGGCAUAAGAUGCCACCCGUCACUCAACCGGGCAUCUUCGAGGCUUCUGGCACACCGCCCAAAAAGAAACGGUUCAGCCUCGCUAGCGCUGUAAGCGGUAGGAAUGUGGAAGAACCAGUCGUCCCGCAAGUUGGGGAGCAAGACAAGGGCAAACCUGUCGUUCUCGAUGUCAAGGGCGUGAUUGCCGUCGGCACAGAUACAGGCUGGGUCAUCGUCUUCGACUUCGAACAGCAAGUAAAGUGCAUUUGCGGGAUGGCAUCCAUUGCACAAGAAUCCGGGCCCGUCACUGCCCUGACGGUGAGCCCAGAUGGCACGUUCGUGGCAGUAGGACACUUGAAAGGUAAUGUCUACCUAUACGAUCUCGCAAAUCCUGGUCGACCAGCGAGAUCGGCGUUAGCCCUGCCUUUAGCUGCUCUCAUGUCUGGCCGUAAGGAGGGACAUCUUAUUGGCACAAAGAUUGUCGAUAUCGAUUUCGUAGGCAAGCGACACACUGCGAUCGUCACCUCGGAUGAGACCGGACGUGCUUUCUGGUGGAGUUUGGGCAAAGUGAUGGGAGUUGAGAGCAACGAUGUGGUUCGCCUUCUAGGAGGCUUGCCAGAUGCACCGGCCGAGAAGGUGUCGGCUUCCGGUAGCGGUGCAUCCACACCGGACAUUAACCCGAACGGCACAUUUGGCGGGACCGCGAAGCCCAGAAGUAAAGGAUCGACGAUCUAUGCAGGAAAGGUCUUACCCGUCGGCAAGGUUGAGCAUCAGUCGGAUACGUAUCACUUGACUGCUUUUCUGACACCAUCAAAGCUGGUCAUCGUGGGUCUCAAACCGACCCCUCGAAUAUGGUUCAAGCGGUCAAGAGGUCUCGAGGGAGGGGAAAGGGCGAGACAUGUCGGCUGCACUGCAUGGCUUCCUGCAGGCUUCAGUUCACAGCGUGAAGAGGCAGCUUACAGUGACGGAUCUGAGAACGUCGCAGAAUCGCCGGAUUCCGACCCUAUCAUUGCUUUCUCUUGGGGCAACAGCCUCCGUCUAGUGCGGGUGCGAAGUACCACGAACUCCGAUCGCGAAGCGCGCACUCUGGCUUUUGACGACGUGCUCCACUGGAGAGAAGAUCAGCCCAUCCUCGCUCUGGAUUGGCUGAAUCCUGAGCAUUUGUUGAUCGCGACCUCGAUUCAUCUCUCUCUGCUGGACGUCCGGAAUGGACAGCGAGUCGAGCACAGCCAGUAUUCGAUGUUGAGUCGUCUCAGCUGGAACCCGGACUCACGUCGCGAGCGUGGCGUUUCUGGUCGUUUGCGUACACACAGAGGCAAAAUCUUUAUGCUUGCUGAGACAGAUCUCCGAGCUGGAUCUGUCUUGCUGUGGGCGGAUCGUAUACUCGCUCUUUGCCAUGCUGGUGAUUUCCUGUCAGCAAUACAUCUUGCGGUGGCUUAUUACAGUGGAACCGCCGGCGGGAAUACCAUCGGAUUAUCAGCUGAUAUAUCAGCCAGGAAAUCGGUCUUGAAAGCGAGAGCUCUCUCUCUUAUGCGAUCUUCGCUGGCGUACGCUUUCUCUCAGGACCGGCUCACCGACGGAACGUAUGACAGUCCAGAUGGGCGAGGUGUGGAUCUCACGCCUUUAUUCGAGGACCUCGCAGAUACUUGCUUGAACAGCUGCUUACUGCUCGACGAGACUUCCUUCGCCUACGAAGAGGUCUACGAGGCGUAUCUGCAGGCUGGUAUACAAGGUAUCUAUCUGGCGAAGCUCGAGAAGACGUUGCUCGAAACACGUCUGCGCGACAUCCCGCCUAAUCUCAUACAAGGCCUGAUUCAGAGGCACAACGAUGCGGGCGAAUACAAAAAGGCUGAAGAUGUCAUAUGGCACGUGGAACCCAUGUCGCUGGACAUCAAUCAGGCGAUAACUCUAUGCGAAAGGAACAAUUUGUGGGACGCGUAUGCCUACGUCUUCAACCAAUGCAUGAUGGACUACCUUACGCCUAUCGCGAAAUUUAUCAGCCUCAUGAGGCCGUCGAAUGCACAGAGGGACCUCGUCAGCGCAGAGCACCUGCCUCAAGCGUAUACAUUAUUUCGAUAUCUGGAGACUACAUUGAUCGGCUGUGAAUUUCCCGAUGGACGGCGAUUACCGGAAGGUCAGGCAAACCGAGCCCGUGAAGCGAUCUAUACUUGCUUGCUGUCGCGAGGGAAUAUAUUCCUGAAACAAAGCCAAGUCAUGGUCGAUUUGGAAGCUGGGGACUUCCCAGUCUUGCGUACAAUACUGCACUAUGAUACCGAAGCGCUCCUCCACGUCCUUGACAUCGGAUUCGAAGAUGGCUACCUGAAUGAUUCCGAUGCCUUCACAACCCCAAGCCGGCAAGAAAUCGUCGAUGCUCUAAUCAAGGUCAUGACACCGGUUGAAUAUCCAGUCGGGGAUAUCACUUUCAUGCACAUCUUCUUGGCACGCAAUUUGCCUAAGUAUCCACAGUUCAUCCGGCUUCCUUCUGACAUCACCCGACAAAUCCUUAUCAGCCUGGCGCGCGAUCCGGACAUUGCUACCCGCGAAGACCGUCAAUUGGCUGCAGAGCAUCUUCUUUCUGUAUAUCUGCCGCCUCAGGUCGACGAACGGAGGAUUGAAUUCCAGCAUGCCCAAUUCUAUCGCAUCCUCAGGGCAGACUAUGCUAAAACCAGAGAAUGGCACGAGGUGAUCCGAUGCAUAGUUGAAGAUCCAGAUCUCGAGAAGGAGGAAGUUUUCGAGGCUCUGCGAGAAGCUCUGACGAGGUCGAAAUCCACAUCUGUGGCAAUCGGAUUACCAGGUCGUCUGCCGCAAAUGCUAGCGAUCAGUGUGCCCUUGACGGCGCGUCUCCUAGACGACUUCGCGCCGACACUACAUCGCGAGGCGUCGGCCUCUCUCCAGUCAUCACCGGUCAAGCAAUGUGCUUACCUUGGAGCAUUACUUCAGCCCGAGAUGCUUGAUAUGGAUGAGGAAGGGUCACAACUACGACCCCGUGCCUCUGUCUCGACCCGUCUUGCUCAGUCGGACAUCCAAGAUUAUGUACGUUUGCUUUGCCAGUUGGAGCCUCGACAGCUCUUACCCUGGAUGCAGACCUAUCGAUCCCUGCUCGAUAUGAAGAUGACAACCGCGACUUGCGAAGACCAGGAGGCAAAAUCGGCGGUUGUGUGGGCGAUGGAUACCGCUGGCGAUGCAGCUGGAGCGAUCCGCAAGCUCAACGAGUACCUCACUGAGGAGGCGGCUCCUUUCUGCGCAGACCAAGAAGACGUUGCAUUGCUUGGUACGGAUCACCGCUUGAAGAGCAUACGUGAGCUCGUGAGCGCCGGCAUCCAGGUGUGCACACGCGCGGAGAGAGUCAACCAGGAAAGAUCAUCAACAGAAACGCUAUGGUUUGACCUUUUGGCUAGACUCGUUCGUGUCGCUCAAUCCGCCUUGCGGUCCUCGGGAGAGGAGUCAAGUGCGGUAAGACCGGAGAUGAUCGAACGGGAACAUCAGGGACUGCUAUUAGUUGGAACAUUACGGCAAUGCAUCCAAGACACCCUAGCCGCCCUGAUCUCCAGUUCGACGUCUUCGACGAUCUCGUUCCCCCGACUGUUUAGGCGCUUGGUUCAAGCCUCAGGAACCGAAGACGAUGCGGAGUCGGCCUCUGUCUACUCAGAAUUCCGCCUCAUCUUGGUCAGCAUGCUGAGCACUUAUCACGGCGAGGAAGACAUGCUCGUUCUGGCUACUAAACUGGUUCAGGGAGAGGUCUUCGGCUGGAUGAGAGAGUUGACCGCCAGUCGCACAGCAGGAUGGCGUGUUGAUAGCACAAACUGCACCCUCUGCAGUGUGCGAUUCCGCUUGACGGAGCGCGACGAUGAGAAAGCAGAAGACGAGGCAGCCUCGAUUUGCAUUCCACGGACGGGAUUGCCUUAUCAUUGGGCAUGUGCCAGGUAACCGAUAUGUCCGCCAGCCAGUCCGACCGCCAACGAGGCUGACAGGAUGUCGUGAAGAGAGAGGAAUAUAUGAUCGAGGGGAGAAGAGCUCAGGACUGGUGGCGAAAGAGAAACCAAUCUUCCUGAUAAAUGACACCGCGCGACGCCUUCUAAGUGCGUUCAUACCAUGAUCCCGUGGUCCGAAUUGGCGUUCUCUACUUGUUGAGAUCCUUAGACGCAGAACUCAAUCUCUAUCAUCGACGGUAUAUUCGCAUGCUCGGGCAGAAA